This is a messenger RNA of Nicotiana tabacum (common tobacco), 2543 nucleotides long. RefSeq lists its product as uncharacterized. The record is from RefSeq and is a predicted model, not a curated record. Gene Ontology annotation, molecular function: cysteine-type carboxypeptidase activity; K48-linked deubiquitinase activity; cysteine-type deubiquitinase activity. NCBI's taxonomy places the organism in Eukaryota, Viridiplantae, Streptophyta, Magnoliopsida, Solanales, Solanaceae. Gene Ontology annotation, biological process: protein K48-linked deubiquitination. Gene Ontology annotation, cellular component: cytosol; cell periphery.
CAAUGAGCCCUUUAACUUUAACUAAUUUUCUGCACCGACCCGCGAAAUGGAAAAUGAAAAUGUAAUAUAGUACUACUAGGAGAUCAGUUCUUCUUUCGAUUUCCCCUUUGAUUCCGUCAUUCCCAUUUACACCACUUCUGAUUCCCUUUGAAAAUUUCACAACAUAUCCUUUAAGCAAAUUAUAUUUUUUCUGCCCAUAUUUAUAAGUUGAAGAAAAGUAGAUUCAGAUUGAAUUGUGUAAUUGGGUAUUCAAAGUAAUCGAAUUUGAAUAAAAAAGAUGGAUUCUGCAAUACCCGCUUCUCAAUCGGAAGAGGGGAAGCGAGAGGAGGAGGCAGAACCCAAAGAAAUGGCGCACAAGACUAAGGUUAUUCAAUUCUUGGGCCGAACCACACCAAUUAUUCUCCAAAACGACAAUGGCCCAUGUCCACUCCUUGCUAUCUGUAACGUGCUAUUGUUGAAGAACAACUUGAACUUGAGUCCUGAUAUUCCUGAGGUUUCACAGGAGAAAUUGCUUUCUCUUGUUGCUGAGCGGCUGAUAGAUUCAAACAGUAAUGUCAAUGACAAAGAUGAAGGGUAUGUAGAAAAUCAGCAACAGAAUAUUGCUGAUGCAAUUGAUUUGCUUCCUAGACUUGCCACUGGUAUUGAUGUAAAUAUAAAAUUCAGGAGAAUUGAUGACUUUGAGUUCACUCGUGAAUGUGCAAUAUUUGAUCUUUUGGAUAUUCCACUUUAUCACGGUUGGAUAGUUGAUCCACAGGAUCAUGAUACUGCAAAUGCAAUUGGAUCAAAGUCGUAUAAUACUUUGAUGGGGGAGCUUGUUGCCCUUGAAACCCAAAAUAUGGACACUGGGAAUAAGAAAAAUUCUGAAGAUGAUGAUGUUGAUUUUGCUGCUGCUACAACUGCAGCACUAGGGGUACCUUCUCCAUGCCUUUCGAGAGGGAGAUCAUUUGAAGAUUCUCCUGUUUCUAUUACCGAUAACCAUACAGCCAGAAAAGGAGAUAUUGAAGAAGAAGCAGAGCUGUUGAGAGCCCUUCAAUUAUCUGAAACUUCAUUAGUAGAAACUGAUGGACUGAAUUCCUUAGGUGAGAUAGCAAAUCUAAAGUGUCCAGAGCCGAUGGUUCCUACCAAGACUUCAGAAGGAAAUGAUAUUGAGACGACACAACCAGUUUUGCAGCAUGAAGCAUUGAUACCCACAGAAGUAUUAGUAUCUAACGAUAGAGAUCCAAAUAGUUCCCAAAUAGUCUCCGGAGCAGCGAUUAAUUCAUCCCUGAAAAUUGAUCAGGAAACCCCUUCCCAAGAACUUGGAAAUGCAAAACUGCUGGCUGAAAAUGAGAGUGUACCUCUUGAGUCAGGACAAGUUUCUUCAUCUGCUUGUGAAAAUCAUGAGCAUCUUUUUGGAGGUAUGAAUGGCAUUCAGGGAACACACACUAUUGCUGGAAAUGCGAAUGCAGCUGAACCUAAUCAUCAAGUUGGUUGUGAUGCGUUUGAUUCAUCUAGUUCCUCAAUACCAUCUGCAGUCUCAGAUUCAUCGGGUGGCAGACGACAUGACACAGAUGAACCUGAAACCUUUAAUUCUUCCAUCGAUGAUGAUGAGCCCAUUUAUGAAGGAGAGGAUUGCAUAUUGGAGUCAGCAACCACCAGUUACCAAAGUCGAGAGCCUAUGUAUGAAGGUGAGGUGGUUCUUGCUGAACAAGUGAAUGGAGGCAGUACAGAUGUGCCUGAGACAAUUGUGAAGGAUGAAAUCACACAGAGAGAAGGGGAACUGGUGAGGAACUUUCUGAAGAACAGUGCAAGCCAAUUAACAAUCUUUGGAUUAUUUUCCUUGCAAGAGGGUUUGAAAGAGCGGGAACUUUGUGUUUUCUUCAGGAAUAAUCAUUUCAACACCAUGUUUAAGUUUGAAGGCGAACUAUAUAUUUUGGCCACUGACCAGGGAUAUAUAAAUCAGUCUGAUUUAGUAUGGGAGAAACUCAAUGAGGUUAAUGGAGACACGAUAUAUGUGACUGGAAACUUCAAGGAGUUCAAGGUCGAAGAUAAUUCCAACACCACAUGGGAUCAACGGAGUGCUAUGGCCAGUACUGCAGACUAUCUGGCAAACAUGGACAAUUCAGGACAAGGACAUCCAACUUUCAAUUCUGAUUUACAAUUGGCAAUAGCUCUUCAGCAACAGGAAUUUGAGCAACAGCAACAGGCACCACAGAGAAAUCAAAACCCCCAACAACAAGCUGUAAAUGGUGCGUCGAGAUUGAUUACUGGUCCUCAGGUACCAAGGAGCAAACCUACAUCUUCGUCAGCCAGGCCGGAGCCAAAGUCAUCAAAAGACAAGUGUAUUGUGAUGUAAGGACUGCAAUUUUUAAGUUUGUUUGUAAAGUAGAAAACGCCUUCUUUUCCUAAUGACUCUCAUGUUAAUCAAAACAACACUUUUUUUUAAUUUAAGUUGCAGUUUUCAACUUUCUGUAUAGAAGGUAUAUAUCAGGUCAUUUCUGGUUAAUGACAAAAAGUCAAAGAUCUUUCCUUUUUAAUGGAAUGACCCUAUUUUGUUGGUGAAA